AUGGAGAGAACGAGUGAGUCAGAGCUCUACGCUAACCUUUUUCCCAAGGAGCACACUAAGAAAUUUGGGAGCACAGUGAAAAAUGUUCAGGCACAGCAGAUGCUGUCAGCUUGUCAGGAAAAGAUCGAUGUGUCCAACACAGAAGGCUAUGAACUCUUUAUCACCCAGCUCAAAGAAGGCCUGAAGAAUACCUCACACGAGACUGCAGCCAAUCACAAAGUGGCCAAGUGGGCGACGGUGACCUUCCAUCUUCCCCACCACGUGCUGAAGCUGGUGGCCAGCGCCAUCGUCAAUGAGCUGAAGAAGAUCAACCAGAACAUAGCUGCCUUGUCUGUGGCCUCAUCCAUCAUGGACAGGCUCUCCUACCUCUUGUCAAGCGCCAGGCCUGAGCUUGGGGUGGGCCCCGGGCGCUCUGUAGAUAGAUCUCUGAUGUACAGUGAGGCCAACAGGAGGGAGACAUUUACAUCGUGGCCACAUGCUGGGUACAGGUGGGCUCAGCCUGAUCCCAUGGCUCAGGCAGGGUUUUACCACCAGCCGGCCUCAACAGGGGACGACAGAGCCAUGUGUUUCACCUGCAGUGUGUGUCUGGUCUGUUGGGAACCUACAGAUGAGCCGUGGUCCGAACAUGAGCGGCAUUCUCCCAAUUGUCCGUUUGUGAAGGGUGAGCAUACACAGAAUGUGCCGCUAUCAGUGACACUGGCAACCAGCCCUGCCCAGUUUCCCAACAGCCCUGACAGUUCGGACAAAAUCGUGUGCUACGGCUUUGGCAGCUGCCCGCAGUUCCUGGCUGCUGCCACCAAGAGGGGCAAGAUCUGCAUCUGGGAUGUCUCCAAAAUGAUGAAGGUGCACUUGAAGUUUGACAUCAAUCCAUACGACCCGGCUAUCCUGAGGCAGCUGAUCCUGUGUGGUGGUGAGCAGAGCCAGCAGACACUGAUCGAGUCUCGGAGACCAACGCUGGCCUGGCUCGAGGAGUCAUCCUCCUGCUCUGACCUGCCAAAGCUAGAGGGAGACAGUGAUGACCAGUUGGAGGAUUCAGACAGUGAUGAGCAUUCCCGAUCAGAGUCAGUAACAGGCCAGCAGUCCCAGUGGGAGAGCAUGGAUGUGAGCCUUGGAGUGACAGCGCUGAGUGUGCUCCAGCAGCCAGAGAAGCUCCAAUGGGAGGUGGUGGCCAGUGUGCUGGAGGACACGGUCAAGGACCUGGAGGAGCUCGGCGCCAAUCCCUCACUAAACCAAACCAAGGCCCACAGCCAGGCCAAAGCAAAGGACAAAGUCCCUGACCACCACAACAUUCCUUUCCCCUGCCUUCUGGCUGGAGGCCUGCUCAGCUACCGCUCAGCAUCCAGCACCCCAAUGGCUGGACCCCCGCCCACAGCCCCAGCUACAACACGCAGGACCACAGAUGGUCCCCUUAGGACUCAGGGCCCUGAGCCGUUCCACCCUGGACCUCUACAGGACCAGGGCCCCAUGGAGAUAGAGACCUGCAACCCCCAGACUGCAGCCCAGGAGCAGGGCUUCUCUAGCCUCGCAGGCUCCCAACCUCCAAGCCCCAGUUCUCUACCAGCUAUGCGUAGGACUAUACCUGUGCUGCUGCUGUACAGUAUCAGAGAGGUGGAUGACAAGUCCUCAGGGCAGGUGUUUGCGCAAAUGAACAACUUAAUGAGCAAGGGCCUCCACGAGGAGGGCUUCACUGUGCCACAGAUUAUAGAGAUGGAGUUCGACACGCACGAGCAGCUUCUUCUUCAGGAUCCUCCCAUCACGUAUAUUCAGCAGUUUGCUGAUGCAGCAACUAAUCUGGCAGGGUUAGACGGCCACGCAGACAAAUGGAGCACACUGGGUACAGCAACGCUCUCCACCCCGCCUCGACCUGGAGCGCUGGUGCAGUGCUUGAGGCUGCCCAAACAGCUGGAAGACGAGAAUCUUUAUGUGGACUCGAUCACGCCCUGCUGGGACGGUGUGCAUCUUCUGGUCGGCCUACAGCCAUCUGGCGCUGAAUCUCUGAGCGCUACAAACCAAGUGGAGGCUCUCAACAAUCUCAACCGUCUGCACUCUGCUCUCUGCAGCCAGCGCAAAGGAGACCCCCUACACCCGGUGGCCAACGGGGUAGAAGGCCACCUCCCAGGUGGAUCACCGCCUCUGACACCCCUCAUUCUGCCCCCAGGCGACCAGCAGCAGAUACAACAGAGGUCCCCGAGUGGUGGGAAUGGAGGCUACCUUGCACUCUACAAGCUCAACUACUCCACCCGAAUUGUCACCUUGGAGGAGGAACCUAUCAAAGUGCAGCAGAUCUGGGACCCUUGUGAUGCCAUCACCUCACUUAUAUUGCUUCCUCCAGAUGUGCUUGAUAGCAGAGAGGAUGACAGUGAAGAGGCUCCUGAGGAGGCUCUCCCCUCUGGGUCAAAAAAUGGUUCAUCUGGGUUUGGAACGGGCCCAGCAGGCUCUGCUGGCUCUGGUACUGGGACUGCAUGCGGAGCAGCCACAUCCAGCAGCAGUGCUGCAGUCACCAGUCCCUCCACCUCUGCCACCAGCCACAAAGAGUGCAAGCGGAUAGAGGUGGCAGGCCUGGGUCACCUGGUGGUGACCACACGGGCGGGGUACAUUAUGAUACUGGACCUGUCCACGUUGGAGGUCCUGGCCAAGGUGGAGCCACCUAAAAAGGAGGGGUCAGCAGAGGAGACGGACCCCUUUGUCUCAGUUACCUAUUGCUCUGGGACCGACCGCCUUUGUGCCUGUACCAAAGGUGGAGAACUUCAUUUCCUUCAAAUUGGAGGUGUGUGUGACGAUAUAGAUGAUGGAGACAUGUUUAUUGAUGGCCCCCUUUUUAAAGGGGCUGAACUGCUGCUUGAGGGGGCCAAGCCCUCCUCCAACCCCUCUAGCCCUGGGAUCACAGGAGUGGACCUCCUUGUGGACCAACCUCUGACCACAGAGAGCCUGAUGUCGCUGGUGGAGCUGACACGCUUCGAGACGUUGACCCCCCGCUUCUCGGCCACAGUGCCACCGUGCUGGGUGGAGGUGCAACAAGAGCAGCAGCAGCGACGCCACCCACAGCACCUUCACCAGCAGCACCAUGGAGAUGCAGCCCAACACACCCGCACAUGGAAGCUUCAGAGUGACAGCUCCAGCUGGGACGAGCAUGUAUUUGAGUUGGUGUUGCCCAAGGCCUGCAUGGUGGGCCACGUGGACUUCAAGUUUGUCCUGAAUGCCAACAUCGUCAACAUUCCUCAGAUCCAGGUCACUUUACUGAAGAACAAAGCACCCGGGCUGGGCAAAGUCAGCGAGACAGCGGUGGACAGACAGAUCUCGUUCCCUCUUUCUAACAUCCUCCAUGCCAACGGGGAGAGGAAUGGUCAGCCUCUGCUCCAUGACUUCACAGAGGACAUACAGUUUAUGGACAUAGAGGAGACAUCAGGCUCCAUGCUGUGUCCAUUCUUGGAAGACCACAAGGAGGACAUCCUGUGUGGUCCAGUGUGGCUGGCCAGUGGGCUGGACCUCUCUGGUCACGCGGGCAUGCUCAGCCUCACCAGCCCCAAGCUGGUCAAAGGCAUGGCAGGAGGGAAGUACCGCUCCUUCCUGGUCCACAUCAAAGCAGUGAGUGACAGGGGCAUGGAGGAGAGUCCCCGGCCUGUGUUGAGAAUGCCCUGUGCAAAGCCCCAGGGCACCAAAGCCCACUCACUGUCUACCCUGCUGCAACGGGCUCAGGCCUCUAAGGAGAAGGUCUCUGCAGUGAAGACGGAGAGCCCAGCACCUUCGAAGAAAGUAGAAAACCUGCAAGGCUGUGACCUGCUGCAGGAAGUUUCAGUCACAAUCAGAAGGUUUAAGAAGACGUCAGUACCUAAAGAAAGGGUCCAAAGAUGUGCUAUGCUGCAGUUCUUAGACUUCCAUGAGAAGCUGCUGGACGCGCUGUGUCAGAGGACAGAGGGCAGCUCGGCCACCGAGCACGCCCAAAGCCUCAUUCUAGACAUCUUGUGUUGGCUGGCUGGGGUUUUCUCCAACGGACCCUGCAGCUUAAGAGAAGGAAAGGAGGGCCUGCUGGUGAAAACCCGGACGCGGCUAACCGAUAUUGUGAGGAUGUGUUUCUUCGAGGCCGGCCGGAGCAUAGCGCACAAAUGUGCUCGCUUCCUUGCACUUUGUAUUAGCAAUGGGAAGGGGGACCCAAGUCAACAGGGUUUUGGCGCAAGUCUUCUGAAGGCUCUGCUGGACAAUAUGCCUUACUUGCCUGCAGCAGCAACAGGUGGCUCAGUGUUCUGGUACUUUGUGUUGCUGAACUAUGUAAAGGAAGAGGACCUGGCGGGCUGCAGCACCUCCUGCGCCUCCCUGCUCACCGCCAUCUCUCGACAGCUGCAGGACCGCCUCACCCCACUGGAGGCACUGCUGCAGACCAGGUACGGCCUGUACAGCUCUCCCUUGGACCCGGUGCUCUUUGACCUUGAGGUCAGUGGUUCCUCCUGUAAGAAUGCCUUCAACAGCAGCAUCGGAGUCCAGUCAGAUGAGAUUGACCUCUCUGACAUUCUCUCAGGGAAUGGAAAAGUGAGCAGCUGUGCAGCAGCAGAGGGCAGCUUUACAGCGUUAACAGGACUCCUGGAGGUGGAGCCUUUGCACUUUACUUGUAUCUCCACUAGUGAUGGCACACGGGUGGAGCGAGAUGACGCCAGCAUGUUCACUGUGAGUACAUUUGGCGUGACGCCUGCGGUGGGCGGCCUGUCAACGGGAACGGUUGGUGAAGCUUCUACAGCGCUGAGCUCUGCUGCCCAGGUGGCACUUCAAUCACUGUCCCACGCCAUGGUGUCUGCGGAGCAGCAGCUUCAGGUCCUGCAGGAGAAACAACAGCAACUGCUGAAGCUGCAGCAGCAGAAGGCCAAGCUUGAGGCCAAGCUGCAUCAGACCACCUCUGCAGCCGCCGCCGCCUCAGGCGUGGGGCCCAUCCACAACUCUGUGCCUUCCAACCCCUCCUCCGCUCCGGGCUUCUUCAUUCACCCCUCUGAUGUCAUCCCUCCGACACCUAAGACCACGCCCCUCUUCAUGACCCCUCCUCUCACGCCGCCCAAUGAGGCGGUGUCGGUGGCCUUCAGCGCUGAGCUGGCUCACCUGUUCCCUGGCUCCAUGAUGGACCCUGGGCCUGUUAACCUGGCUGCACACAAGAACACACAGAAAGCCAAGCCGAGCCCCAUGGGCAGUGGUCUGGCAUUGGCCAUUUCCCAGGCAUCUCACUUCCUGCAACCUCCUCCACACCAGUCCAUCAUCAUAGAGCGGAUGCACUCUGGAGCUCGUCGCUUUGUAACGCUGGAUUUUGGCCGUCCCGUCCUGUUGACUGAUGCUCUGAUCCCUACCUGUGGCGACCUGGCCUCUCUGUCCAUAGACAUCUGGACACUGGGUGAAGAGGUGGAUGGACGCAGGCUGGUGGUGGCUACCGACAUCAGCACCCACUCCCUCAUUCUGCACGACCUGCUGCCACCACCUGUCUGCAGGUUCAUGAAGAUCACUGUGAUUGGGCGCUAUGGCAGCACCAAUGCUCGAGCAAAGAUCCCACUGGGCUUCUACUAUGGCCACACUUACAUCCUGCCGUGGGAAAGCGAACUUAAGUUGAUGCACGACCCUCUGCGGGGAGAGAGCGAGGCGGCCAGUCAGCCAGAUGUGGAUCAGCACCUGACCAUGAUGGUGGCGCUGCAGGAGGACAUCCAGUGCAGGUACAACCUAGCUUGCCAUCGGCUGGAGACCCUUCUGCAGAACAUAGACCUGCCGCCUCUCAACAGCGCUAACAAUGCCCAAUACUUCUUACGAAAACCAGACAAAGUGGUGGAGGAGGACCAGCGCGUUUUCUCAGCCUACCAGGACUGCAUCCAGCUGCAGCUGCAGCUUAACCUGGCUCACCACGCCGUCCAGCGGCUGCGCGUGUCACUGGGCGCCAGCCGCAAGUUGCUCCCUACAGCCGGGCCUCCAGAGUCCCUGGAGCUGGUCCACAGCUCCUCUACAGAGCAGCUGAGGACAAUCAUCCGCUACCUGCUGGACACGCUGCUCAGCCUGCUGCACUCCAACAACGGCCACUCUGUUCCCUCAGUGCUUCAGAGUACCUUCCAUGCCCAGGCCUGCGAGGAGCUCUUUAAACACCUUUGCAUCAGUGGAACACCUAAGAUCCGUCUUCACGCCGGCCUGUUAUUGGUGCAGCUCUGUGGAGGCGAGCGUUGGUGGGGCCAGUUCCUCUCCAACGUACUGCAGGAGCUCUACAACUCUGAGCAGCUGCUUAUCUUCCCUCAGGACAGGGUGUUCAUGCUCCUGUCCUGCAUUGGCCAAAGGUCCUUGAGUAACAGCGGUGUGUUGGAGGGCCUCCUUAACCUCCUGGACAGACUGCUGUCUCCACUGCAGCAGCCACAAGCUGCUGCCCAGCGCAGGACUGAAGGUGUUUUGGAUAUCCCCAUGAUCAGCUGGGUAGUGAUGUUGGUUUCCAGGCUGCUGGACUAUGUAGCCAGUAUAGAAGAUGAGGCCUCAGGUGGGAAGAAGCAUCUUGGAGGGAAAGAGCGGGAGAGAACUUUUACAGGUAUUCAGUGGAGCUUUAUAAAUAACAGCCUGCAGUCUCAGAACUCCAGCAGGUCAGCUAAAGGCAGCAGUAGCCUGGAUCGACUUUAUUCCCGCAAGAUUCGCAAGCAGCUCGUCCAUCACAAGCAGCAGUUAAAUCUAUUGAAAGCAAAACAGAAAGCUUUGGUGGAGCAGAUCGAGAAGGAGAAGAUCCAGAGCAACAAAGGCUCCUCCUACAAACUGCUGGUGGAACAGGCCAAGCUCAAACAAGCCACAUCCAAGCACUUUAAAGACCUUAUCCGUCUGCGGCGGACGGCUGAAUGGCCCCGCUCCACGUUGGACACAGAAUCCACAACAGCCAAAGAAGCCCCAGAAGUAGAACCUCUGCCUUUUACGCUGUCCCAUGAGCGCUGCAUCUCUGUGGUGCAGAAGCUGGCCCUCUUCCUCCUUUCCAUGGACUUCACCUGCCACGCGGACCUGCUGCUCUUUGUUUGCAAGGUUCUUGCUAGGAUAGCCAACGCCACAAGACCCACAAUCCAUCUGUGUGAGGUGGUAUCUGAGCAGCAGCUGGAGCGUCUGCUGCUCCUGCUUGUGGGGACGGACUUUAACCGGGGGGAUAUCUCCUGGGGGGGCGCCUGGGCGCAGUAUUCCCUCACAUGUAUGCUACAGGAUAUCCUGGCAGGUGAACUGCUGUCUCCUGGCUCUCUGGAUGUGAUGGAUGAUGUGGCGGUGGGUGAGGAGGCCGGGGCAUCGUCCUCCUCAGCGGGGGCAGACUCGGACGACUCCCUGCCCCACCCGACACCUAUUCCUCUGGUAGAGAGCAUUGAUGAGGCCCUGGUGCCUGAUAUCAUCGCAGGUGCUCCACCUCUAUCAUCUUUGGAAAAAGAUAAAGACAUAGACUUUGACUUGCUACAAGACCUGAUGGAUGUUGAUAUUGAUCCUUUAGAUAUUGAUUUGGAAAAAGAUCCACUUGCUGCCAAAGUGUUUAAGCCUAUAAGCAGCACCUGGUAUGACUACUGGGGUGCUGACUAUGGCACGUACGGGUACAACCCGUACAUUGGAGGGGUUGGUAUCCCAGUGUCCAAACCACCAGUUGCUGCUGAAAAGCCCGGCUCCCAGGGUCUGUCGGUCUCUGUGUCACAGGCACUGGAUGCCCGGCUAGAAGUGGGCUUGGAGCAGCAGGCUGAGCUGAUGCUCAAAAUGAUGGCAACUCUACAGGCUGACUCCAUUCUACAGGCGCUCACUUCAAGCUCAUCCACAGUGAGCCAGCCCUCCAACGGGACUGAUGACUCCCUGCUGAGGGCUCUCCAUGGAGGAGGCUCUCCUCCAGGCAGCAGCCUGAUGGUCCAGCCCUCGUCCAUCCCCAUGUUGAGUGCCUGCUUCAACAAGCUCUUCUCCAUGCUGCAGGUCCACCACGUACAGCUGGAGUCCCUGCUGCAGCUGUGGCUAACCCUGAGUCUCAACACUUGUUCCGGUGGCAGUGAGGAGAGCGGCUCAGACAUCUUCCUGUUCAACGCCAGCCGAGUGCCCACCAUCCCGCUCAACCAAGCAUCCAUCAGUAGUUUCCUGACAGUGCUGGCUUGGUACCCCAACACCUCCCUGAGAACGUGGUGUCUGGUGCUGCACUCUCUCACCCUGAUGACUAACAUGCCAGCCUGCGGCUCCAGCAACGGGAUGAGCUCUCAGGAAAGCACAGCACAGCAGAUGGUGUCUGACCCCACCCUGGUUCAUGUUCUGGUGCGCUUCCUGUCCGGCAGCAGCAGCAGCAACGGGACGAGCCAGCACAGCUCUCAGGUGGGACCCACCGCCACACAGGCCAUGCACGAGUUUUUGAGCCGCCUGCAGGUCCACCUGUCCUCCACCUGUCCGCAGAUGUUCAGCGAAUUCCUUCUCAAACUGAUGCACAUCCUGUCUACUGAGAGGGGGCCGUUCCAGUCAGGCCAGGGUCCGCUGGACGCCCAGGUGAAGCUGCUGGAGUGUACUCUUGAGCAGAACUUUGAGGUGGUGUCGGUGGCCACCAUCUCCUCCGUCAUCGAGUCCAUCACAUUCUUAGUUCACCACUACAUCACCUGCUCAGACAAACUCGUGUCCCGCAGUGGCUCCGACAGCUCUGUGGGCGCCCGGGCUUGUUUCGGGGGUCUGUUUGCCAACAUCAUCCGGCCAGGAGACGCUAAGGCGGUUUGUGGAGAGACGACCCGUGACCAGCUGAUGUUUGACCUCCUCAAGCUGGUCAACGUGCUGGUGCAGCUGCCUCUGUCUGGGGACAGGGAGUUUAGUGGACGGCUGCCUCCAGCCGGCAGUGGGGCGGCUGACAGCAGCGUGUCGGACGAGGAGAAGGUCUGUGGCAGCAAAGAAAGCGUGGCCGGUGGAUCCGGGUCCAGUCAGGGUCCUCCUGCAGGUGUAGCCGACCUGGUGUUGGCCAAUCAACAGAUCAUGAGCCAGAUCUUGUCAGCACUGGGCCAGUGCAACAGCAGUGCCAUGGCCAUGAUCAUAGGAGCCAGCGGUCUCCACUUGACUAAACAUGAGAACUUCCAUGGCGGUCUGGAUGCCAUCUCAGUAGGUGACGGUCUCUUCACCAUCCUCACCACGCUCAGCAAGAGGGCCACCUCAGUGCAGGUCAUGUUACAGCCCAUCCUCACAUACAUGGCCUGUGGUUAUAUGGGCAGACAGGGGUCUCUUUCCACCUGUCAGCUGUCAGAGCCUCUGCUGUGGUUCAUCCUCCGAGUGUUGGACACCAGUGAGGCUCUUAAGGCCUUCCAUGACAUGGGUGGUGUGCAGUUGAUCUGUAACAACAUGGUGACCAGCACCCGGGCCAUUGUGAACACAGCACGCAGCAUGGUGUCCACCAUCAUGAAGUUCUUAGAUUCAGGUCCUGGAAAGGCAGCAGACGGCAACCUGAAAACCAGAGUGAUGACCUCAGAGCCAGACAACGCAGAGGGACUCCACAACUUUGCUCCUUUAGGGACCAUCACAUCCAGCAGUCCCACAGCGCAGCCUGCAGAGGUCCUCCUCCAAGCCACACCCCCCCACCGCCGGGCCCGCUCUGCAGCUUGGUCCUACAUCUUUUUGCCAGAGGAGGCCUGGUGUGACCUCACCAUCCACCUUCCUGCUGCUGUGCUGCUGAAAGAGCUCCACAUCCAGCCACACCUUGCCUCUCUAGCCACCUGCCCGUCCUCUGUUUCGGUGGAGAUCAGCGCUGAUGGGGUCAACAUGUUGCCACUCUCUACGCCAGUCAUCACCAGCGGCCUGACGUAUAUAAAGAUCCAGUUGGUGAAGGCUGAGGUUGCAUCGGCUGUUUGCCUGAGGCUACACCGGCCUCGUGAUGCCAGCACUCUGGGUCUGUCUCAGAUCAAACUCUUGGGACUGACUGCUUUUGGUAACACCUCCUCUGCAACUGUCAAUAACCCAUUCCUGCCUUCUGAGGACCAGGUCUCUAAAACCAGCAUCGGGUGGCUACGUCUUCUCCACCAUUGCCUGACCCACGUCAGUGACCUGGAGGCCAUGAUGGCCAGUGCUGCAGCACCUACCGCCAACCUGCUGCAGACCUGCGCCGCGCUGCUCAUGUCACCUUACUGUGGCAUGCACUCGCCCAACAUUGAGGCUGUGCUGGUCAAGAUCGGCCUACAGUCCACUCGUAUCGGACUCAAACUCACUGACAUUCUGCUGAGGAACUGUGCUGCAUCUGGCACAGAUCCUGCCAAUUUGAACAGUCCUCUGCUGUUUGGGCGACUGAACGGCCUCUCCUCAGACUCCACCAUCGAUAUUCUGUACCAGCUGGGCACCACACAGGACUCUGGAACCAAAGACAGGAUCCAGGCUCUUCUCCAGUGGGUCCAUGACUCUUCGCGGGUGGCUGCCCACAAGAUGAGCGGCCCCAUGGGUUACGCUGGUGCCAGUGGUGGCUCUUCCUCUGCUUCAUUGAGGGAAUACGGCCUCCUCAUGCCUUCGCCCUCCCACCUCCACUGCGUGGCAGCCAUCCUGUGGCACAGCUAUGAGCUGCCUGUUGACUACGACCUGCCUGCACUGCUCAACAGAGAGCUCUUUGAGCUGCUGUACAACUGGUCCAUGUCGUUGCCGUGCAACAUUGUGCUGAAGAAGGCCGUGGACAGCCUGCUGUGUUCCAUGUGUCACAUCCACCCCAGCUACUUCUCCCUGCUCAUGUCCUGGAUGGGGAUCGUGUCAGUGCCUAGCGCCAGUCACUCUCAAGCCCAGCACCACCGCCUCUCCAUGACCGACGACGGCAAAAAGCAGCAUGACGCCAACACCAGCACUGCAGGACUUACAGAUGACUCCAAGCAUGCGAGACCCCCAGUUAAUCUGUCAGAGUCCCAGUUAACUACGCUGGCAGCAGCCUCCCAGUCUCCAGGAGCCAUAGAGCAACUGCUGGACUCAGGCUUACCCUCACUGCUGGUUCGUAGCCUGGCCCAGUUCUGCGUUGGUCUCCUGGCCAGUGCCGACCUUCCUCUGCCCGCUGCUCAGGCAGAAAGAAGACACCACCAUCACCACUAUCACUCACACAGUCGGCCGCCUCUGGCUGCAGAGCUGGCCGCUCCAGUGCUGCGCUUCCUGACUGAAGUGGGCAACAGUCAUGCCAUGAAAGACUGGUUGGGGGGACCAGAGGUCAACCCGCUGUGGACAGCACUGCUCUUCCUGCUGUGCCACUCCAGUGCCAGUGCCGGUGCCAAUGCAGGCUGUCAGCCUCUGGGCUCUGGAUCUGCCGCAUGUACCCCUCCAUCCCAGCCUCAGCCUUCAGGGUCACGCUUCUCCCUGGUGUCUUCUGGGCAGGCAGGAGGACUCACCACCCAGCAGAGGACAGCUCUGGAGAAUGCCACUGUGGCCUUCUUUCUCCAGUGUAUCUCCUGCCAUCCUAACAACCAGCGGCUCAUGGCACAGGUUCUCUGUGAGCUCUUCCAGUCUGCACCCCAGCGAAGCAACGUGCCGAUCUCUGGAAACAUCUCGGGCUUCAUUCGAAGGCUUUUCCUGCAGCUCAUGUUGGAGGACGAGAAGGUCACAGUCUUCCUACAGUCUCCCUGUCCGUUAUACAAAGGACGCAUCAAUGCCACCAGCCACAUGAUCCAACAUCCCAUGUAUGGAGCAGGGCACAAGUACCGCACCCUCCAUCUGCCCAUCUCCACUACGCUAGCUGAAGUCCUGGACCGGGUCUCUGACACACCCAGUAUUACAGCUAAGCUGAUCAAUGAGCAGAAAGAGGACAAGGAGAAGAAGAAUCAUGAGGAGAAGGAGAAGAUGAAAGCAGACAGCGGCUUCCAGGACAACUACAGUGUUGUUGUGGCCUCAGGCUUAAAGUCCCAGUCCAAGCGAGCCCUUUCAACCCCUCCUAGACCUCCAUCAAGGAGGGGUCGCGUGAUGAGCGACAAGUUGACUGCUUCGUCUGGUGUAGACCCCUCAGCCAAAACCAUCAGUGUACCGGUCUUCCACCUUUACCACAAGCUGCUUCCAGGUCAGCCCCUCCCACCUGAGAUGACCCUGGCCCAGCUCCUGACACUCCUGUAUGACCGCAAGCUGCCACAGGGCUACCAGUCCAUCAACCUGACUGUAAAACUGGGCUCCAAGGUCAUCUCUGACCCUGGCCUUUCUAAGACGGACUCCUUCAAGAGACUACGCACUGAGAAAGUGGAUCACUGUGACUUGCUGAACAGCUGUCCAGAGGACGAACCAAUGACGGCCAGUGAAGAUUGUCUGGACGCUGCCACUGAUGAGUCCCUGCUGGAGACCAACCCCAUCCAGUCACCGCUGCAGGUCUUUGCAGGAAUGGGUGGCCUUGCCCUAAUCGCAGAGAGGCUGCCCAUGCUCUACCCUGAUGUCAUUCAGCAGGUCAGCGCCCCAGUGGUGGCCUCCGCCACACAGGAGAAGCCCAAGGACAACGACCAGUUUGAGUGGGUAACCAUCGAGCAGUCGGGCGAGCUGGUGUACGAGGCACCAGAGUCAAUCGCCGCCGAGCCACCACCAAUCAACAAGCAGCAGUCCCAGUCCUCCUCAUCAUCCUCAACCUCAGUGCAGACCAUGUCACCCAUCCCUGCCCAUUCACUGGCUGCUUUCGGCCUGUUCCUGCGCCUGCCAGGGUACGCAGAGGUGCUACUGAAGGAGAGGAAGCACGCCCAGUGUCUGCUGCGCCUGGUGCUGGGUGUCACCGACGAUGGAGAAGGCAGUCAUAUCCUCCAGUCUCCGUCAGCCAAUGUGUUGCCCACGCUGCCAUUCCACGUCCUGCGAGCGUUGUUCAGCAGCACUCCUCUGACCACUGAUGACGGUGUGCUGCUACGCCGCAUGGCUCUGGAGAUUGGUGCCAUCCACCUCAUCCUGGCCUGUCUGUCGGCUCUCAGCCACCACGCCCCCCGCAACCCCAACGCCAGCACCAGUGUGUCAGAGCCACAGAUAUCCAGUUGUCACGGUGGGGGGACCAGUGAGGAGCAGCAGUUGUACUGGGCUAAAGGGACUGGUUUUGGUACUGGAUCCACAGCCUCAGGCUGGGACGUGGAGCAGGCCCUAACCAAACAACGGCUAGAAGAGGAACACGUCACCUGUCUACUGCAGGUCUUGGCAAGCUACAUUAACCCAGCAGGCUCCAGCAGCUGCCACAGUGCUGAUGCAUCCUCAGCAGACAGCAGAGCCCACAACAGCUCAGCACUGCCAGCAGUGCUGCAGGAGCUACUGAGCCAGUCCUGCCUCAUCCCUGCCAUGUCCUCCUACCUACGCAACGACUCCGUUCUGGAUAUGGCACGCCAUGUGCCCCUAUAUCGGGCACUACUGGAGCUACUGAGGGCCAUUUCCACCUGCACGGCCCUGGUUCCUCUGCUGCUGCCUCUCUCCGGAGACCCAGGGCAGGACGAGGAGGAAGAGGAUGAAGAACAUUCUGAGGGACAGACCUCUGUUGGGAUGCUGCUGGCCAAGAUGAAGACCUGCGUGGACACAUACACCAAUCGCCUUAGGUCAAAGAAAGAUAAGAGUAAAGGUGUUGUGAAGACAGAUCCCUCAGAUCCAGAGCCUGAGGGUUUGACUCUGCUGGUUCCUGACAUCCAGAGGACAGCUGAGAUAGUCUACGCUGCUACUACCAGCCUACGGCAGGCCAACCAGGAGAGGAAGCUGGUGGAGUCCUCAAGGAAGGCAUCAAGUCGUCCCAAGCCCCUGUCCAUUCUUCGCUCUCUAGAGGAAAAAUACGUAGCUGCCAUGAAGAAGCUGCAGUUUGACACCUUUGAAAUGGUCUCAGAGGACGAGGAUGGAAAAGUGAUGUUCAAAGUCAACUACCACUACAUGUCUCAGGUGAAGAAUGCUAGUGAUACAAACAGUGCAGCACGAUCCCGCCGCCUUGCCCAGGAGGCCGUCACCUUGUCCACCUCUUUGCCCUUGUCAUCCUCCUCCAGUGUCUUUGUCCGCUGUGAUGAGGAGAGGCUGGACAUCAUGAAGGUUCUCAUCACAGGCCCAGCAGACACCCCGUACGCCAACGGCUGCUUUGAGUUUGAUGUGUAUUUUCCCCAGGACUAUCCCAACUCACCUCCACUAGUCAACCUGGAGACCACCGGCGGACACAGUGUGCGCUUUAACCCUAACCUCUACAAUGAUGGCAAAGUAUGUUUAAGUAUCCUCAACACAUGGCAUGGGAGACCAGAGGAGAAAUGGAACCCACAGACCUCAAGCUUUUUACAGGUGCUAGUGUCUGUGCAGUCCCUCAUUCUGGUGGCUGAGCCCUACUUCAAUGAGCCAGGGUAUGAACGCUCCCGCGGGACCCCCAGUGGCACGCAGAGCUCUCGGGAAUACGAUGGCAACAUCCGGCAGGCCUCUGUCAAAUGGGCUAUGCUUGAGCAGAUGCGUAACCCCUCCCCAUGCUUCAAAGAGGUGAUACACAAACACUUCUACCUGAAGCGAACAGAGAUUAUGUCUCAGUGUGAGGAGUGGAUUGCUGACAUCCAGCAGUACAGCAGCGACAAGAGAGUCGGCCGCACCAUGUCCCAUCAUGCUGCUGCACUAAAGAGACACACAGCUCAGCUCAGAGAGGAACUUCUGAAGCUCCCCUGCCCCGAAGGUCUGGAGCCCGACGGCGACGAGUUCUCAGAGAGGAGCACUGCCCUCAUCCUCAAAGAGCUGCCCAGUCAGGAUGCAGAGAAGCCGUGUGGCAGUCAGGACAGCCACAGCAGCGAGGGCCAGCUAUGAGUCUCUGCCCCUCACCCCCCUCCCCUCCCAGCAUCUCCACCCCUCCUCCUUAUGAUAAUUACUCUCAAAAAGACUUGAUGGCUUCAGAGCACAAGCCUCCACUUUGUCAAUAUUUGUAUGUAAAGAUCUAAUAGCAACAUAGCAGAGAACGAAGUGACGCGGGGAACCAGAACGCAAUGAGAUGAACUCUGAACUAUGCUACACCCUUAUUGAAAACAGUUGACAAAAACUUUUAUUUACCUGUAAAAGAGUGUAAACAUUUUGUGCUUUUUUCCAAUUGUGAAAUAACCACUGAUUGGUAUGUUAUUAAACUUGUUUAUGUAUACAUAAUGGCAGAGGAAAAUUACAGAUUAUAUAAGGGAAACUACCUUUAGAGAAGAAUGUUUACUGAAUGUUAAUUUCCUUUUUUUUUUUGGACUGUUAGAGGGAGAACAGCUGUAACCAAGGAUAUAUUGGUCAUUCUUUAAGGAUACUAUUUAAAACAAUGAGAGAAAAAGAAUACACACAGAUUACAGAAUCUGAGAUAAAAAGCCCCUCUGAUCAUCCGCUGCUUCAUUUCCUUUCUCUAGGAUCACAUCCACUUCAAUAAAGGCUGAGAUGGACAUUCUUAAAUGCUAUGUUAUCCCUUUUACAGGCUCUAAAUUAAAAAGCUCCAUGCUCUGGAUCAACAUUUGUUGCCUCUAAGAACUUCUCCAUGACUGUUUUCCAUUAACGUGACUGUAGAUCAUAAGACUGUGUCAGAGCAACAUGGGAAAUGUAUUUUGAAGGCUUGUGCAUGUGUAUGUGUGUUUUCUGUGCGUGUGCAACAAUCCCCAGUGAGAUACAAAGCUGUGAUGUGCCUUUGAUCUACACCAUACCACCAAAUACUCCAACAGAGUACCUUUACUGAUUUCUUUGCUAUUUCUACAAAAUUAAUAAUUCUGCUCCGUCUGACAUAAAAACUGCUUUGAUCUUUUUUUAUUAUGUUGAACUCCAGUGAACAAAAAUGCACUUUCUAUUUUACUCACUCCUUAGAACAGUCACAUACUCCUUUUGCUAGGACAUUAAAUGGAGCUUGAAAGUA
Messenger RNA from Micropterus dolomieu (smallmouth bass), 15736 nucleotides. RefSeq names its product baculoviral IAP repeat containing 6 (gene birc6). NCBI's taxonomy places the organism in Eukaryota, Metazoa, Chordata, Actinopteri, Centrarchiformes, Centrarchidae. The transcript is spliced from 72 exons. Gene Ontology annotation, biological process: apoptotic process; negative regulation of apoptotic process; regulation of cytokinesis. Gene Ontology annotation, molecular function: ubiquitin conjugating enzyme activity; cysteine-type endopeptidase inhibitor activity. Gene Ontology annotation, cellular component: nucleus. Bases 1 to 14673 code for a protein of 4890 amino acids. The record is from RefSeq and is a predicted model, not a curated record.